Soboliphyme baturini is the source of this 213-nucleotide messenger RNA. The record is from the annotation of a GenBank genome assembly. NCBI's taxonomy places the organism in Eukaryota, Metazoa, Nematoda, Enoplea, Dioctophymatida, Soboliphymatidae.
AUGGCUGUUCGACUGACCACGAAGACCUAUGCAAAUGGAGGAGGCACAGUCACUUCGGACUGCGACGGUUCGUCGUCCCUCGAUUCGCUCACUUACUGCGGUUCGUCGUCUAUAGACGAAUGUGACAUGAAAGGUCUUCACGAGUACGAGUCAAACCUCGAAAAGUACAAAGGUGCGAGUUUUGUUCGUGUCUGUUUUUUCACUAAAGACUGA